Messenger RNA from Sinocyclocheilus rhinocerous, 2892 nucleotides. RefSeq names its product translation initiation factor eIF-2B subunit delta. The transcript is spliced from 13 exons. The coding region runs from base 71 to 1684 and encodes 537 amino acids. The record is from RefSeq and is a predicted model, not a curated record. Lineage: Eukaryota; Metazoa; Chordata; Actinopteri; Cypriniformes; Cyprinidae.
AUGGCAGCGUAAUUCAUCCCGACUGCUUUUCACAUCAGUUUACCAGCGCGAAGUCACGAAGAAAUGAAACAUGGCGGACUCGGAUGGGAGACAGGUUGACAGCAUCAACCACUCUACAGAGGAAGAUGUAAAGUUGCAAGAAGUUGUUCAAGCUAAGUGUGAAGGUAAGGAAUUGACCAAAGAAGAAAAGCAGCGUCUUAGGAAAGAGAAGAAGCAGCAUAAAAAGAACAAAAAAGAUGACAGGGGUCCUCCAGAGAAGGAGAAGGAGAAAGAGAAAGCAUCUGUACUAGCUCCAUCAAAACCUGCCACACAGAGCCCAGCACAUAAAGCAGCUCCUGUGCCUGUAAAUGCAUCUGCAUCUGAAUCUCCUGUGGCUGCAGAGAAGCCUGCAAAGAGCAAAGCAGAGCAGCGAGCAGAGCGUCGGGCAAGGCAAGACACAGAACGGGCAUCAAAACAGGGCAAGAAAGAAGGGGGGCAGCAGUCUGCCUCCAGCAAGCCUAAAGCUACCCCCAAUGAGCUUCAGCCAGUAGUGAAAAGGUUACCAGAGCACAUUCAGGUGGACGACCCUGCUGCAUUGAAGAAGUUGGCCAAAAAACUUGAGAGACAGCAGGUUCCUUUGAGGUCCGAUUAUGGUUACAAGGUCAGCCUGUUCUCACAUCUACACCAGUACAGCCGAAAAAACCCUCCCACCCAGCAAAUCAGCAUCCCUGCCACAGUUAUUCACCCAUCCAUUGUUCGGUUGGGCCUGCAGUACUCUCAGGGCAUUAUAGCAGGAUCCAAUGCUCGAUCUGUGGCCCUACUACAUGCCUUUAAACAGGUUAUUCAAGACUAUAGCACACCUCCAAAUGAGGAGUUGUCGAGGGACCUUGUGAACAAGCUGUCGCCCUAUAUCAGUUUUCUCAGCCAGUGUCGGCCCCUUUCAGCCAGCAUGGGCAAUGCCAUCAAGCACAUCAAGAAGGAAAUUUCAAAUAUACCCAGUCAGUGCAAAGAAGAAGAGGCGAAAAGGAGACUGCAGGAAUGCAUUGACAGUUACAUAAACGAGAAGAUCAUUUUGGCUUCUGAAGCCAUUUCUAAGUACGCUAUUGAGAAGAUAAGUGAUGGAGAUGUUAUUCUUGUUUAUGGCUGCUCUUCACUUGUCAACCACAUUCUGUGCGAAGCUUUUGAAAAGCAGAGGAAGUUCAGAGUCAUAGUUGUGGACAGUCGGCCCAGGCUGGAGGGCAGAGAGGCGCUGAGGCGUCUGGUGAAGAAAGGCAUCCGAUGUACUUACGUGCUUAUAUCUGCCUUGUCCUACAUUCUGCCUGAAGUAUCCAAGGUAUUUCUUGGUGCCCAUGCACUCCUUGCCAAUGGAUAUGUGAUGUCACGUGUGGGAACUUCCCAGAUUGCCCUGGUAGCAAAGGCCUACAAUGUACCAGUGCUGGUCUGCUGUGAGACCUACAAGUUCUGUGAACGAGUGCAGACGGACUCUUUUGUAUCCAAUGAAUUAGAUGACCCUGAUGACCUGAUUGUUACCAGAAAUGGAAAGACCCACCUAGAGAACUGGCAGACUGUUAAAUCACUGGGGCUUCUGAACUUGGUGUAUGACGUGACGCCACCGGACUUUGUGGACCUUGUAAUCACUGACUUGGGCAUGAUCCCCUGCACCUCUGUGCCUGUGGUACUGCGAGUCAAGAACGUAGAUCAGUGAAGAGCGGACAAACACGGUUCUGCUUCCCUCUUGCAUCUGCACAUAAAAGAGUCUGUGCACAUGGGGCUUAAACAUAUCUAUGAAAAGGAACAAGCUUUUCAAAUAAAGCCACUGUUUACAUUCUUACUGGUGGGAUCCAUUUAAUUUUGAAUUGUAUAACUGUUCCAAUUCCAUUUUCUAAAAAAAUGACACAGUCCGGUUCAGUCCACCUAAUGAGAUUUUCUUUGGAAAAUUCUCAGAUUAGUACUUAGAAUUGUUUUACACAAGCUCAAGAAGGUCAGAUCCACAAAAUUCAAGAAAGUGUCUGUAAAGCAUGUGUGCUUUCAGUUUUGGCCCAUCAUGGUGGUCAGUGCAUAGACAAAAACAUAAGAAAAAUCAUCCUUUUUGGAUAGUUGCUCUUGCCGAAGUCCUUUCAUUGAUGUGAAAAAGAGAAAUAGAACAUGGUUCAAAUGUGUGUAAGACCAUGCAAAAGCUGACUAUGUUGCAUAAGGGGUUUUGUUUGUAUUACCAAAACCUUGGAAAUGCGACAGAAAAAUAGAUGGUUUAGAUUACAAAAAACUGUUGUUGGCUGAUUCUUUGUGAUAUUGUGACAAAUCUUUAUUUUAGUUGCCAAGGUACAUGCUGAAUUCUAUACCACAAUACUACAUUCUUGGCAGAAACUCACAAUGAAAUUUAUGUCAGUAUUCUACUAAUAGUGUCCGUCUAUAUAUCUCAUAUUAGCAGAUCAAACAGAUUCUCUUUUACACUUACACUGCCAAAAAGAAAAGCAUACAGUUUCAGAGGUUGAAGAGUUGUCCGUUAUGAAAUAUGAAAUGUGACAUCUGUAAACAGGUGACUGUAACAAUACAUUUUUCACAAAUAUGUCCUGUGACAUCCAUUUCCCCUCCAUUGUAAAAUGAAUGUCAGAAAACCUAUAAUUCUUAUAUAAUUAAUCUUUAAAAUAAAAUUACUUUUUGUCUUUAAACAACACAAAAUAUUUGUAAAAUCAUUGCUAAAAUAUCUCAGUGCUUCACUUUGACAUGUUCAGAGUCAAAACAUCUGUCAGAAAUGUGGCUGUCCUCCAAACACAAUCAGCGAGGUCAGUUUCCCUUUACAAACCAGCCUUGUCAAGGCUGUGAAAAUGUGUCAGUAUUCAUGAAAGCUUUUGUAAAAUGUAUAAAUAAAAACAUUUAAGGACAUUGAGGGUCAAAAGAAAGUGAAAUAAAACA